AUGGAUGGAAGAGACCUUAGCGUCACGGUAAUUAAUGAUGAAUUUACCUGUUUCUUCCUAGAGAACAACACGAACGACGACAGUUUUCCAGCGACCGAUGUCGAAGAUAGUUUGAGCGGCGAAUCCAUGGGAAGUCUGUAUUUAAUGUACGUCUCGAGGUCAGCAAUUUCCUAUUCGGAGGGAGGAGCGAGUGAUGUUGCGGAUACGGUUAGAGAAGGGAGUUUGGAAGAGCGAUAUAGGGAGAAGGUUCUGAGGAGAGAAAUAGUGCCCCGAAUCGAGAAACAAGUUGGAGUCGACCGCACUGAACUCAACUCGCCGGAAAGCAGAGCCGGAGUUCAUCGUCGGCAACCAGAAUCACCAAAUCCAGUUUGUGAAUAG
This is a messenger RNA of Vicia faba (fava bean), 378 nucleotides long. The record is from the annotation of a GenBank genome assembly. NCBI's taxonomy places the organism in Eukaryota, Viridiplantae, Streptophyta, Magnoliopsida, Fabales, Fabaceae.